Diabrotica virgifera virgifera (western corn rootworm) is the source of this 1597-nucleotide messenger RNA. It is a transcript of the gene Mob2, whose product is annotated as MOB kinase activator-like 2. The transcript has 7 exons. The record is from RefSeq and is a predicted model, not a curated record. Bases 476 to 1534 code for a protein of 352 amino acids. NCBI's taxonomy places the organism in Eukaryota, Metazoa, Arthropoda, Insecta, Coleoptera, Chrysomelidae. Gene Ontology annotation, biological process: positive regulation of protein phosphorylation; signal transduction. Gene Ontology annotation, cellular component: nucleus; cytoplasm. Gene Ontology annotation, molecular function: protein kinase activator activity.
AUCGGAACAAUAACACAGAAGUCAAAGGUUAGCGAUGACAACAGUGCUAUUAUUAAUAAAUAUGGAGUUUACUUGCAAAAUCGUGAUUUCAGUUUGUUAAAUUAAGAAUAAAUAUCUAAAUAAUGAAGAAUUAGAACUUGGAUUCGAGUGUGAUAGUGUAUUUAUAGUAAUUCUAAGUGUUUUUAGAAAUCAUUUUAAAAUUUGUUGUGCAAUAUACAUCAAUUCUGUGCUUGGCGAUUUUGAAGUUUUGGACAUCAGCUGAGAGACAUUUCAUAAUUUGUAGACAGCAAUUUCUUAUUUGUAAAAACUUAAAAACUACAACAAACUGGAGCGACUACCAGAGUACCUCCGCGACACCGUGGAUUGGUUUAUAGGAAAAGCACGGCGUAAAGAAAAGGAAGGAAGUGAAUCAUCAUCAUCAAAUGACUCAAAAUUGUAUUUAGAGGCAACCGUUUUAGAACGAAAAUUACCAGAAAUGGAUAUGCGACUUUUAGUAGAUUUACCACCUGGUCUUGACUAUAAUGAAUGGCUAGCAUCACACACUAUGGCCCUAUUUGACCAUGUAAAUCUAGUAUAUGGUUCAAUUAGUGAAUUUUGUACUCCAUCCGGUUGUCCAGACAUGACAGGUCCAGGUCAAAGGACUUAUUUAUGGUUUGACGAAAAGGGGAAAAAGACAAAGGUUGCAGCACCCCAGUAUAUAGACUAUGUGAUGACAUUUAUCCAGAAAACUAUUAGUGAUGAAACUAUUUUUCCUACAAAAUAUGCAAAUGAAUUUCCUUCAUCCUUCGAGUCAAUAGUGAGAAAGAUAGUUAGGCUGUUGUUCCACGUGAUGGCGCAUCUGUACGCCGCUCAUUUUAAAGAAGUGGUAAUGUUGGGUCUUCACGCCCACCUUAAUCUGACAUUCGCCCAUUUGACGGCCCUCCAUCAUCGGUUCUCUUUGAUCGAAUUGAAAGAAACGGAAAUUUUAAGAGAUCUUGAAGUUGCUCUCAGGCUGACAGAGGAUAGUACGCAAGAGGGCGGUAAUAAUAAUGACAAGUCCGAAUCGUCGGAUGUAGACUCGAAAUCUAAUUUAACUGAAGGAAGCUAUCUUAAGCAAUUAGCAGUUUUGACAGUUUUAGCGAUGUAUGUGGACACAGAAUUAAUGUUCGAAUGCCUAAUUUACUUAAACAUCUUCUAUUAUUCGGUAUUUGCUACUUGUGAAAGUAUUAUGACUGCAGCCAAAUAUAAAAGUAUUAUCGAUACUCCUGACAUUGGAAGAGAUGCAGCUGUUGUGUUUACUAAGCUGGCAGUAGAAUUGCUUAAAAUACUUAUUUUUAGAAGAUUUAAGGAAAAUCACAGAAGAUUGGUCACUGCAAUCGCCGUAUUCUUUACGAUGGUUACUGUUGCAGCACUGAUGUAUUCAUUUUUCAUACAAAGUCCUGUUCUAAAAUUAGAAACUAUCUUAAAUUCUCUGACGAGCAUGCUGGCUACAACAGAAAUCGUGUUUGGAGUUUUAUAUUUAUUGCCGUGUUGCGAGAAAAAACACUAUUAUUAAAUUUGUAAUUCAAUAUAACUGUUUUGUAUGAAUAAAUUAUUUUGGUAUAUUAUUGUUAAGAAA